Chionomys nivalis (European snow vole) is the source of this 1449-nucleotide messenger RNA. It is a transcript of the gene Sack1e, whose product is annotated as family with sequence similarity 83 member E. NCBI's taxonomy places the organism in Eukaryota, Metazoa, Chordata, Mammalia, Rodentia, Cricetidae. The record is from RefSeq and is a predicted model, not a curated record. The transcript has 5 exons. The coding region runs from base 1 to 1449 and encodes 482 amino acids.
AUGGCGGCCUCCCAGCUGGCCGCACUGGAAGGAGAGGGGCUGGAGACUGAGCCAGCCCUGACCAAGGCCAGCCCUGGCUUGUACACUGAGGGCCAGCGACUAGCUCUUGAAGAACUGCUGAGCAGUGGGGAAGAGGCCUUCCGGGCCUGCGUGCAGCAGGAGAAGCUGCCCCCCUUUCUGAGUGCAGAUGAGGCUCAGGCCCUGGCUGCAGCUGCUGAAGACUGGACAGUACCAAGCCAGGAGCCGUGUGGCGCAGGCCCAGGGACUGCUAUCACGGAUGGGGAUAUUGGCAGCCUGACCUACUGGCCGGGGCAGUCUGAGGAGCCGGCACCUGUGCUGCGGCUGGGUUGGCCUGAGGACACGGCCUGGAAGGGCAUCACCCGAGCUCAGCUCUAUACCCAGCCACCAGGGGAGGGCCAGCCCCCUAUUAAAGAGCUGGUACGCCAGGAGAUCCAGGCUGCUCGCAAGUUAGUGGCUGUGGUCAUGGACAUCUUCACCGACCCUGACCUGCUCACAGACAUGGUGGACGCUGCCACACACCGCUGGUUACCUGUCUAUUUACUGCUUGACCGCGAGCAUCUGCCUGCCUUCUUGGCACUAGCCCAGCAGCUAGGGGUGAACCCUUGGACCACUGAGAACCUGGACGUCCGGACGGUGCAGGGCCACACCUUCCAGAGUCGCAGGCGAAGGCAGGUGAGCGGCCACGUGCGGGAGAAGUUCCUGCUGCUGGACGGUGACAGGGUCAUCUCAGGAUCCUACAGCUUCACGUGGAGUGACUCACGCCUGCAUCGGGGCCUGGUGACCUUGCUCACAGGAGAAAUUGCAGAUGCCUUUAGCCAGGAGUUCCGAGUCCUGUAUGCGGCCUCCAGUCCACUCCCACCGGCACCAGCUCGAAGCCCCUUGCUCAGCCCUUCUGAAGGUCCACGGCUGCCCCGAAGCCCACACCGUGUGGCCCUGCGCUGUCCUGUGGCCCCUGUGGCCCCAUUGCUGUCUGACAAGCCUUUGACCCACCGCCUGGCGGCCUGUCACAUCUUUGAGGGGAACAGACAGGACACCCCCACCACCACAGGGCCAGCUCUCAGUGACAUCUUGAGAAGUGUCCAUCGUACCAGGACAGCCAGUGGUCCCCCAACCAGGCCCAGCCGCUCCCUGUGGGACCUCAGCCGCCUGUCCCAGCUCUCUGGCUCCAGUGAUGGUGACAAUGAGCUCAAGAAGUCCUGGGGCCACAAGGACACUCCAGCCAGGGCCCUGAUGAGGCAGAGGGGCACUGGAGGGGGACCCAGGGGUGAGAUGGAUUCUCACCUACUAGCCCGGUCACAGCCCUGGAGCGGCCCCCUCCCCGGGAUUCCAGCCCGCCAUCUUCGUUACUUAUCUCCAGCCCAAAGACGGUUGGGAAACAAUGCUACAUCAGACUGGGCCUCUGGCUCAGGCCCUGGAAAGCGACUCUGA